Molecule: messenger RNA, 1218 nt
Organism: Saccostrea echinata
Lineage: Eukaryota; Metazoa; Mollusca; Bivalvia; Ostreida; Ostreidae
Exons: 3
Coding region: 1-1218 (405 amino acids)
Molecular function (GO): metal ion binding
Source: RefSeq, a predicted model, not a curated record
AUGACAGAACAGAAUCUGCAGACGUUCCUUUAUCUAGUGAUUCUGGAGAGUGAGCCGGAAGAGCCACCAGCAAAGAAACUAAAGUCGGACCCGAGCCCCCAGAAAAGGCUUCAGAAACUUGAAAAAAAAAAGCCAAGGAAAAGAAGACCAAGGCUAGAGAAUCAAAACAUGUCCCAACCAAAGAAAAGAAGACGAACGAAUGAGGAGGAAGAGAAAAAUAAGAUGAAAAACCUAAUGAAGGAAGUUCUGGCAGAGGCCCUUCCAGCAAUCACUGAGACUAUUAUGGCGACUGUGAAGGAAACACUUAGGGUAACUGCAAAUAAGGAGACGUCUCCUCAAGUGAGCCAGUCUAAUAUGGGUAGUACUACUGAAAGAAAUUCCAUGUCUGCAACAUCAUCUGCAAUAUCGUCUGCGACAUCAUCUGCAACAUCAUCUGCAACAUCACAGGAAACACCUCAACCACAGACUACGCCAGUGCAGUUAUCUACGGAAGGUAAUAACAAUAAGGGCACGGGACCACUUCACAUUGGUCGUCCUUUGGGUCAGGGAAUAGAUAUGGAAAUUAAGCCAAAAAUAUGGGCAGAGGAGUUCAUACAGUUAGGAACACUGGUUUUUAAACAACCUUAUUCUAAGCUGGAGGCAGUUCAGGCAAGUGACAAUAGCGUCACAUUCCUCCAAAAGGAACACAAAUACUAUUUUAAAUCAUUACAACAGUGGACAGGAGCAUUCCAUAUCUUUGUAGCCAUUUACUGUGAAACGUUCCCCCAGCAGGCACCAAACCUCAUGAAGUACAUGGCUACAGUCCAAAAACUAAGUGCUGAUGUUGGGGAGAGUGCUGCAUUUUAUUAUGAUGAGCAAUUCCGGAAAUGGAGGGCGGAAAACCUAGACCAGAUGCCUUGGGAGAAAAUAAACUCGGAACUUCAUUCAGAAGCUUUGCAGAUUGGAUUGAAAACCAAAAUGUUUCAAACAGAGGGAAAGGCGAUUCCACAAAAGCAAAACCAACAGCAGCCCUUUCGUGCAAGAAACAUCAGAAAGCCAUGCUUUAGCUUCAAUAACAAUGCUGGACAGUGUACCAGAUCCAACUGUGAAUAUGCACACAUACGCAGCAAAUGUUUCGGAGAUCACAACAAAAAAGACUGUUGGAUUUCAGACAACUACAAGAAACCCAAUCAAAAAAGCACAAAACAAGCAAAUGUCCAAACUACAACCAAGAAAUAG